UCACUGCGCCAUCUUCCCUCGGGCGCCUUCGGCCGCUGGGCUGGGCUGCUGGAAAGGCAAACGGGACAGGCCAUGGCAGUCGGUGAAGGCAAGUGGAAGGCAUGACACCCUCUUCAGGCAAAGAUAUCAAUGGGCUAGGGAACCCCAGCUUUGCGGGUAAACGUGGGAGUCAUUUGUCACCAGCUCAUGCUGCCUGUGGCCCAGAGGAGGGUGGAGGCACUAGUCCCAGUGGGACCAAGCUUGGCUACUCUGUCACAGAUGUGCCUCCCUGGUAUCUGUGCAUCCUGCUGGGCAUUCAGCACUUCCUGACAGCCAUAGGAGGUCUUGUAGCCGUCCCGCUGAUGCUCUCCAAAGGCCUUUGCCUGCAGCAUGACCUACUGACCCAGAGCCACCUGAUCAGCACCAUCAUCUUUGUCUCAGGAAUUUGCACCCUGCUGCAAGUCGUCUUUGGAGUGAGGCUGCCUAUUAUUCAAGGAGGGACUUUAACAUUCGUGACUCCCAUCUUGGCAAUGCUGUCUCUCCCCAACUGGAAGUGCCCUGCCUGGACAAACAAUGCCACCCUGGUGAAUGCCUCUUCACCAGAAUUCAUCCAAGUCUGGCAGACACGGAUGCGAGAGGUGCAAGGAACUAUCAUUGUAACUUCGUGCUUUCAAAUCUUCGUUGGAUUUUCUGGCCUGAUUGGGUUUCUGAUGAGGUUCAUCGGCCCCCUGACAAUUGCCCCCACCAUCACCUUGGUUGUACUACCUCUGUUUGAGUCAGCUGGAGACAUGGCUGGGCAGCACUGGGGCAUAGCAUUCCUGACUAUUUUUUUCAUAGUUCUGUUCUCUCAGUACUUGAAACACAUUGCUGUGCCGCUUCCAUCUUACCAGAGAGGCAAGAAGUCCCACUUCUCUUCAAUCUACCUCUUCCAGAUCUUCCCGGUGCUGCUGGGGCUCUCCCUGAGCUGGCUGCUCUGCUACGUGCUGACAGUGACCAGCGUCCUCCCUGCGGCCCCCACUGCCUACGGCCACCUGGCCCGGACAGACAGUCGUGGGGACGUUCUGUCACGGGCUCCCUGGUUUCGGCUGCCUUACCCAGGCCAGUGGGGAACGCCAACGGUGAGCCUGGCCGGGAUCUUUGGCAUCCUGGCCGGGGUGAUCUCCUCCAUGCUGGAGUCCGUGGGGGAUUACUACGCCUGUGCCCGCCUGUGCGGGGCCCCGUCGCCGCCGAAGCACGCCAUCAGCCGCGGCAUCGGCAUGGAGGGCAUCGGCUGCCUCCUGGCCGGGGCCUGGGGCACGGGCACCGGCACCACGUCCUACAGCGAGAAUGUGGGCGUCCUGGGCAUCACCAAGGUGGGGAGCCGAAUGGUGAUCAUUGCUGCUGCCUGUGCCAUGCUCCUGAGCGGCAUCUUCGGGAAGGUUGGGGCCGUGCUGGCCAGCAUUCCCAUCCCUGUGAUCGGAGGCAUGUUCCUUGUGAUGUUCGGAGUGAUCGCGGCAGUGGGCGUUUCCAGUUUGCAGUAUACAGACAUGAACUCCUCAAGAAACAUCUUUAUCUUUGGAUUUUCUCUAUUUGCUGGCCUCACAAUUCCCAACUGGGCAAGCAAAAAUAGUGCUCUGCUGGAAACAGGAAUCAUCCAGCUUGACCAAGUGAUCCUGGUGCUUCUCACCACUGGCAUGUUUGUGGGUGGACUUCUGGGAUUUAUUCUGGAUAACACCAUUCCAGGAACACAGGAGGAGCGGGGGCUCCUGGCAUGGAAGGAAAGCCACAAGGGAGGGAUGGAGAGCUCUCAGCUCAUUUCCAAGGUCUAUGAUCUUCCUUUUGGCAUAGGCACCAGAUACUGCAAUGUCUCUUGGUUUCGCUACCUCCCUGCUUGCCCCACAAAACUGUCUUGUGACAAGAGAAUGGAUGAACUGAAGGCUGCUAGGCACAACACCAGUGUUGAACCAAGCUUAGAAAGAAACUCUGAGAUUGGUGCUGAUCCACCAAUCACCACCAAUUGGUGCUGAUCCAAGGAUAUAAGCACCUCACCUGCAAGUGAGCUCAUCUUAGAAAUAGAGAUCUGAAAGUAUGUCUGCAGCCCUGUCAUCUGAGCAUGAGCUGGCAGCUGUUAGAGGGGGAAGCAGGAAAAGGAUGAUGUCUUCCUCUUCCCAGCUCUGCUGACUGCACCACUGAUGGCUUUGAGGAAGUAAUUUUUUCCUUCUCUCUUCCUGCCUGCUCACUUCUAGGAAGACCUUGAUCCCUCUUUGGGGAACACCAAAGCCUAAGAAAUGCCUAGGAAAGAUUUUCUGUUUCCUUCUUGCACUGACCCUUGGGCACCCUGAGGGGCAGCUGUCUGAUCUGGCACCUGAAGGAGCUUCCCUGACAUGGGCCCUGCACCGCUCUCAGGCAUCCCUUGGGUGGGGGUUAAUCCCCAGCACCUUAAAGCAACACCCACCUCUCACCUUGUGUUGUAUACCUCAUCCUGGCCAAGGGGAAGGAGCAGGUGCCUCAUUCCAAAUUCUCAUCAUUUAGCCAAUCAAAUGAAUAUUGGUGUAAGAGAGGCAUCUAAAGUUAAUGGGAUGGAUUGUCUGCUGAACCUGUCUCUUCUGCCUCAGACCACAGAGGGACUCUAGAGACCUUAGUUAGGUUCCUGACCUAACAGAAAAAAACAGCCUUACAGAAAUGUAUCCCACCUUUGGAGUGUUGGGAAUAGUCUCAGGAGAACCAAGUUGGCCACCCAACCCCACAAAGAUGAAGGAAUCCUCAUCAAAUAUAAUGGAGAAAACACUUCUGCUCACAAUCUUACACAUCCCUAUGCUGCUGCUGUGUCCUGUGUACCUUUGCUGUACCUGUUUGGUCUAGUGUGGUGACUGUGUGGUGAUAAGCACUUCUCUGGAAAACAGGUUAUUGCUCCUAUUCCCUAUUAGCUUCAACCUGUAGGGCCACAUGCAAUGUGAUCACAUGUGGUCCUGCGAUUCCUGGUGCUGUGUAAUAAAAUUGUUGCUGUAGCAUAA
Serinus canaria (Common canary) is the source of this 2972-nucleotide messenger RNA. Its product is annotated as solute carrier family 23 member 1-like. Bases 102 to 1985 code for a protein of 627 amino acids. The transcript has 13 exons. The record is from RefSeq and is a predicted model, not a curated record. Lineage: Eukaryota; Metazoa; Chordata; Aves; Passeriformes; Fringillidae. Gene Ontology annotation, biological process: transmembrane transport. Gene Ontology annotation, cellular component: membrane. Gene Ontology annotation, molecular function: transmembrane transporter activity.